AUGGGUUAUUUGCAUUCGCGGGAGAGCUACGUGAGGCUGCAGGGCCGGCGGUGGCGGCGUGGGGCGAGGGGGUUCCGGCUGUGCCCGAGGAACCGGUUCUCCGUGCGGCGGCUGCGGUCCGAGCUGCUGACGUUCCUGGGCAUCGUCGGCCGGUACGUGCGCCUGCUCGUGAGGAGGCUGUCGCGCCGCGGCGGCAGCGGCAGGAACAGCUGCUCACGGAGCGGCAGCAGAAAGGUUCUCGUCGGGGCUGGGAAAGACGCGGCUUCGGCGGCGGCAAACGAGGCGCCGUCGUUCGUGCGGUCCAACUCGUUCUACGCGCAGGCGAUCGCCGACUGCCUCGAGUUCAUCAAGCGCAACUCCGUGCCGGUUGAAGACUACCGCAGCGUCAGCGCCAGGAGAUCAUAGGCCUUAAUUAGAGGCUCCGUUUUUUAACAAGGAAAAACUGUUGCUACAAAAUUUGAGUGUAAC
Molecule: messenger RNA, 468 nt
Organism: Phragmites australis (common reed)
Lineage: Eukaryota; Viridiplantae; Streptophyta; Magnoliopsida; Poales; Poaceae
Exons: 1
Coding region: 1-405 (134 amino acids)
Source: RefSeq, a predicted model, not a curated record